CCGCCCCAGCCCUUCAGGCAAGGGACAGCCUUGCGAGGUAAGGCGCACGCCUGGCCGACUGCGUGGGCGCGCCCGCGCCUACCCUCUCGCGCCCGCCCUAGCUCCGAAUUCAGCCUCGUCACACCCGCGCUUCAGAGCCUACGGCACUGCCCAGACCCGGAUCGGCGACGAGUAGCCACGCGAAAAGCAGCACCUAGGGUUUGCUUGUUUGCGCGUUGUGUGUCUGUAACAGAUGCCUACUACCGGUAAUAGGCAGCCUGGUAAAAUGAGUCUAUGGAAACAGUUGCUCGGUUUAGCUAACAUCCGCUUCUGGCAGUUGUCCGACGCUUAGUUAACAGUGGAGCCGCUGGACCGAUGCUGCGCCCCUUCCGGUUUCGUUGCUGGCAGCCCAGCCCAUCUGUCCCAGGGCCGGAAGUGAGCUCUUCCCGUGUUCGUCCCUUCCCCAAGAUGGCAACAGCCGGAGACGAGUUACUGCUGCCGCGGCUCCCCGAGCUGUUCGAAACCAGCAGGCAGCUUCUGGACGAAGUGGAAGUCGCGACUGAACCCACCGGCUCCCGGAUUAUCCAAGAUAAGGUGUUCAAGGGACUGGACCUCCUGAAGAAGGCUGCCGAAAUGUUACUGGAGCUCGACUUGUUCAGCCGAAAUGAAGAUUUGGAAGAGAUUGCUUCCACCGAUCUGAAGUACCUGAUGGUGCCAGCAUUUCAAGGAGCAUUCGCCAUGAAACAAGUCAACCCCAGCAAGCGUCUAGAUCAUUUGCAGUGGGCUCGAGAACACUUUUUAAACUACUUAACUCAGUGCCGAUACUAUCAUGUGGCAGAGUUUGAGCUGCCCAAAACCAAGGCCAACUCUGCUGAAAAUAACACUGCUGAUUCCUCCAUGGCCUAUCCUAGCCUCGUUGCUAUGGCAUCUCAGAGACAGGCUAAAAUAGAGAGAUACAAGCAGAAGAAGGAGGUGGAGCAUAGGUUGUCUGCACUGAAAUCUGCUGUGGAAAGUGGUCAAGCAGAUGAUGAGUGUGUUCGUGAAUAUUACCUCCUUCACCUUCGAAGGUGGAUUGGUAUCAGCUUAGAAGAGAUUGAGAGCAUUGACCAGGAGAUAAAGAUCUUGAGAGGAAAAGACUCUUCAAAAGAGGCAUCAACUUCUCACUCAUCUCGUCAGGACAGGCCUCCAAUGAAACCGUUUGUUCUCACUCGGAACAUGGCCCAAGCCAAAGUAUUUGGAGCUGGUUAUCCAAGUCUGGCAUCUAUGACAGUGAAUGACUGGUAUGAACAGCAUCGGAAAUUUGGAGCAUUACCUGAUCAGGGUGUAGCCAAGAAAACAUCAGAGUUCAAAACAGCAGCUCAGCAACAAGAUCAGGAACAGGAGGAAGAGGAUGAUGAACAGGCAGUCCACAGAGCUCGGGAGUGGGAUGACUGGAAGGACACCCAUCCUAGGGGCUAUGGCAACCGACAGAACAUGGGUUAGUCUCCCCACAACAAGACAGGACUACAGGGGCUUCUGUCUUCCCCACCAAGGAAAGCUGUGCAGUCUUCCCCUCCCUGGGCUCCUGCUUCAGCCGUGUACAACGAAGGCAGAGAUGCUUAAUUAAUCAUGCUUUGCGUUCAUUAAAAUGUCAGUUAAGUGUGUAUUUGUACCCUACAUGAUGAGCCAACAAUCUUGUCUUGGAAUUAUAAUCCUAUCAUGGUAUAUUCCACUUUUCUUAAGUGGAAAUAAAAGAGUACUGAGAAAUGGUUCUGUAUAA
This is a messenger RNA of Aethalodelphis obliquidens (Pacific white-sided dolphin), 1738 nucleotides long. RefSeq names its product immunoglobulin binding protein 1 (gene IGBP1). Gene Ontology annotation, biological process: regulation of signal transduction; regulation of dephosphorylation. The coding region runs from base 355 to 1461 and encodes 368 amino acids. Gene Ontology annotation, molecular function: protein phosphatase 2A binding. Gene Ontology annotation, cellular component: cytosol. The transcript has 6 exons. Lineage: Eukaryota; Metazoa; Chordata; Mammalia; Artiodactyla; Delphinidae. The record is from RefSeq and is a predicted model, not a curated record.